Suillus subaureus is the source of this 675-nucleotide messenger RNA. RefSeq lists its product as uncharacterized. The transcript is spliced from 5 exons. The record is from RefSeq and is a predicted model, not a curated record. The coding region runs from base 1 to 675 and encodes 224 amino acids. Lineage: Eukaryota; Fungi; Basidiomycota; Agaricomycetes; Boletales; Suillaceae.
AUGCCUACAUCCAUAUCUUCUUUAUUGCCCAACUUCUUCAUCACACCAGCUCCACCCGCAACAUCUACACCUGCAACAACUGCAUCUUUGACACUGCAAUUUGCUGCUCCCUGGACCACAUCCACCUUUUCUGUGCCUGCACCUUACUCUCCUCUUAAGGAGCUGCUAACUCCACACUCAGCAUUCACAACUAGUAAGCAUGUGACAGCCAAGAUAGAGAACUCACCAAUCCUGAGCAUCAGUGCUGUAGCUGUGCAGAUGAUGUAUUCUGUUGAGUCAGAGCCAAAGAAGGAGUGCUGCAUUAUAUCUCAUCUCUCUAGGACUCAGAGCACAUCUGACUCAGAUGAUUCAUGGGACAGAGAACCUAACAUCAAACCAGUUGCAAUUCCAGGGCCAAGUGCCUCAAAGGGAGACCUCAUGGAGGCACUUAAGGUGCUGCAGGUUCAGGUCCAGAAGCUCAUUGAGGACAAUUGUACUCUUCAUGAGGAAAACAAAGUUCUCAUUGCUGAGAAGCCCAAGCACAAAUGUCGUGCAGAAGCACCUGAUGAACUCCUGGCCCAUGAGCAAAUGAUAACACUUUAUGCUCACAAAUACAGCAUGACUGUUGAGAUGUUCCCUAAUGCUGAACUUCUCAGCAAGCAAUGCCCUGAGAAUCUGACUCCCUUUGACAACUGA